Messenger RNA from Enterobius vermicularis (human pinworm), 384 nucleotides. The record is from the annotation of a GenBank genome assembly. Lineage: Eukaryota; Metazoa; Nematoda; Chromadorea; Rhabditida; Oxyuridae.
AUGCACAGCCCAAAAUUAUCUGCUAGUCUUGGAAUAGGAUCUCUCCAAGCUCUAGAACUCUCGAGACAUGAAGCCAUCUCAGAUCAGAUACCGAUGUUGAUGGAUCUAAAUUUGGAGAACAUCUUCCCAACACCAACUGGGCAUCCGUUUGACACGUACAUUGUCAAAUCAUAUACUAUUACAAAACUGGAUGGCGUCGGACAGGAGGUGCAAAAAUUUGGUCAGUGGACAGGAUCCGAGAUUGGUGGAGGAAUAGAACUAUUAUAUCUUAGGCUCAUGCUGAAAGUUAUAAAAGGGUUUACCGAUCAGAAGAGCACUGGGCUACAGGAAUUGUUCAAUAUACCCGAAACCAGAAACCCAAAUAUGGAUGGAGAUCCUAUAUAG